GAUUUUGUUUGUAACUUUUAUGGAAAUCAUUUCUCGGCGCAGCCGAUGCGUAGAGGAGGUUCAGUUUGGUGGCCUUAGAAUCGCAUCCCUGCUCUUUGCAUAUGAUGUGGUUCUGUGCGGUGGAAGAUGGAUGAAUGGAUGGAUAAUAGCUGUCAGUAAAAGCCAUUAAAAUACAUAGACUAUAGGAAUGUGCGAUUUUUAAUUUUUCUAGUAGUACUUAAAGGCAUCAUUUUGUCAUCGCUGGGGAAGGGUCACAGGUGACGCUGCAUUUUGAUACGCUGUCAAUUUUGGGAAUGAUUUGGUUCGUUUCUGUUAAACGCAUUGAAUAAAUUAGAAUAUCCGCUUUUUAUUAUUUUUCAGUAUGUUUGUCUUGUUCUGAAGCUCCAAGCUGAAGCUGUUCAGGCUCCAUUUAGCUUCUCUGUCCACCUUGCUACGUUAAUGUGUGUUUAGCUAACUGCGCGACGCUUUAUGAGCUGCUUGGUUGCCUGUGUUGCUUUGUUGUCGAAUCAUCAGUUAGGAGUAUGAGACAUUUUGGAAGAGGGAUAUGAUAUUUAUGGUGCGGAUCAUUUUUAUCGUAAUUUCCUACCAAAUUCACUACAGAGAUGGAUUCUCAGAGCUCCAAUAAUCUUAAAUGUGCCAUAUGUCUAGACUACUUUCAAGAUCCAGGCACCAUCCCUUGUGGGCACACAUUCUGUCUGAAGUGUAUCACUCACCAUUGGGACACUAAAUCAGUUUCUGGUAUUGCACCUGACUGCCCCAUGUGCAAUGAAAAGUUUGCCGCCCGGCCCAUCCUCAAGCGAAACGUGUCCUUGUCGCUCCUGGUGGAAUCUGCGAAAAGCAAUACCAGCCUGUCCUGCAAAGACUGCAUCAGGGAGGAAGUUGGAUCCACGUUUUGUGAUCAUCAUCAUAAGCCUUUAGUUUAUUACUGCAAGCGGGAUAAGAUGCCGGUGUGCUGCGAGUGUGCCAUCACAAGGUGCAAGAACCAUGACAAGGACUUGUUGGAGACAGAAAGGAAAAAACAAAAGCUUUUACUGGAGAAGAAGAAGGAGGAGGUGGCAAAACUCAUUGAAGAAACUGAACAAAGUAUUCACCACCUAACUGAAAAUAUCAGCCUAGCUAAGGAGACGAUGCAGCAGACAUCCAGCCGGGUCACCGUCAAAUUUUCCACCCUGACAAAAGUAUUGGCUAAGCGGCAGGAGUCCACCGAGCGCUUCAUGGAGCAGCAAAAAGAGGCAGUCAUGACUGAGGCAACGGCGCGUCUCACUGAGCUGGAGGAGAACGCCAAGAAGCUGCGAGCGAGCCAGGACAAGAUAGCAACUCUUCACAACAUCUCAGAUACAGAACUCAUCAAGGAAUCAAUGCUCGUAGAAGUUCCAUGCCUGAAGAAAAUACCCUCGGACGUGACUUAUCACCUGCAGGAUCGAUUAAGCGGCAUCAUGGAAGUCCUGACCCGAAUGUCUAAGCUGGUGGUUGAGGACCUCGAAAGAGCUGUAUGCACCGUUGUGGGUCAGGACGUCGAAGGUUCUCCUCAGGAGAAGAGACCCAUUCUGGCUGUGGUUCCCAGUCCAGCUGCUCCGUGCUACCCUGGUGGCAAGGAGGGCCUCAAUGCUUACAUGUGCUCCCUGACAUUUGACCCCAGCACAGCCAACGGCAAUUUGGUUUUGUCCCAAGAGAACCGGAGAGCGCAGCACCUGACUUCGGGUAUGCGUCCAGUGGUCGAGCACGAAUCCCGCUUUGAUCACACCUGGCAGGUGCUUUGCAGCCAGGGCUUCAAACACGGCCUGCACUACUGGGAGAUGGAGGUCUCCAAACCGUGGGCCUACCUGGGGGUGACUUACAACACCAUCCCCAGGAAAGAGAAGGGUCGGAGGUGCAUGCUGGGUAUGAACGAACUGUCCUGGAGCUUGCAGCUGGACGAGAAGCAGCUUAAUGCCUGGCACAACGGCCGCAAGGAGACCCUGGAUGGAUCUUCUCAGCACGGCCGCGUCGGCUUUUUGCUGGACUAUGAGACGGGGAUGCUCACCUUCUACGGAGAUGGACACAUCAAGCUUCACGACUUCCACUGUGCCUUCACCCAGGAGCUCUUCCCUGCUUGCUGGAUCGGAGAGGGCGUCAGUGUCACACUGUGCGCUGCAUGAGUGUGCAUUUUGCUUUUUAUUUAAACUGAGACAUUUAUUACAAAUGUCCUCAAUUGUAGAUGAAAAACAGUGGGGGGAAAUGAUCGGUCAAAAAUGGGUAAAACUGCACUAUUGUUUAUAAAAAUGAUAAGUUAUUCAUAUUAUUGGGUAAAAUAAUUAAGUGCAUUUGAUCACUUAGCAAAAACAAGUCGGCAUCUGUUUGCAAGCAUAGUGAUGAAAUAUUUUGGCUCACUUCUUCUAACUAAAUCUUUCACUUGUCAGGUUCGAAGGGUGACCAUGACCUUAAAAUUAUUCUCGUGUUUAUCUACAUGUUUGUUUCCCUAGGAGUACGUUUUGGGUGCUGGAAGAUCCUUAAGUAUGUCUCCCAUUUAUUGGCCCCUCAGUGAGGUGGUCGUGAGUUGAGAGCCGGAGUAAUUAGUAAUUGUCCAAAGUUAUCUAGCACAUUGACACACGCCUGUCCAUUUGUGGGAAUGGGAGAAAUCUGGCUCAGUGUUAGGUGAUCUACUACUUAUUUCACGGAUCACUUCACAUUUACCAAUAGUACUCUAGACCAGGGGUACUCAAUGUUUCGAGGCAGUUUCGGUUGAUUGCGACAGCGUGUCGAGAAAAAACAACAAAAGGACAUGAGCCGUAUUUUAUUUUUAACUUGAGCUCACCGCGCAUGUGCAAGCAACGACAGUACAGGAAAAGACGCUGUCAGUGAGUUCCCCUCUAUUUUAAGCUCUCACUUAAGAAAUCUUAAUAAUAAACAAUAAGUAUGGAUGGUGCAGUAAAGAAGAUAAAAACGUAUCAUUUUCAUACGGAAUAGGAGGCGGACAAUUUUUUUAACUCAUUUUCUAAGUGCAUUUGCCUCAUCUGCCAGUGUAGUGAAAUGUGGAGUGGCAUUUUCAAACUGUUCAUGGAAAAUACGACACCGACAUUCUGCCGAAAAGCACACUGAGAAUGAGAAAAGUGAACGAACUAAAAUCCCAAUUGGCUGCAUAGCAGUCACUUUUCACACAAUAUAGUUUGGCAGCGAAAGCCACCACUGAAGCAUCGUUCUGUUCUCAUCACAUCAUCGUUAAUAACAAGAAGUCCUUCCAAGAUGGAGGGAUGGUAAAAGAGGCAUAACUGACUCGUUGUUCCAAUCUUUUCAAAAUAAGGCGGAAAUACUAUCUUCAAUAAAAUCUCUGCACUUGUAAAGGAGUACAGUUACACGGCACUGUGAAGCCACAGCUGAUGUGUGGAAGGACAUCGGAGAUUGUAUUCUCACUGCAAUUGGACAAAUCCACAGAUGUGAGUGACGCAGCCCAGGUGUGCAUUUUCAUUCCUACAGUCUUUAGUGAUCAACAACGUGAACUCCGAUAGUUAUAAAAAAAUGUGUAAAGUUGAAUAUGUUGUGUAAUAUUGGCUCAUGCGGUUAUGCAAGGCAUUCAAACAUACAUUUACACAUAAAGAAUCUUCAAUAUACUUCAAAAUAGGAAAAUAGCUUUGUGACUUGGGUCAUUCUAUUUCAUCAUUGGUCAUUCUAAAAAAAAAAAAAAAAACGUCCGGCCCUGCCCCUGCCCCGGUUGAUCGCGAAAGGCUAGAUACUUGAGAAGUGGAUCUUUGGGUAAAAAAGCUUGGGCACCCCUGCUCUUGACUCUUACCAUUAUCAACAAGGAGAACAAUUGGAAGUGUCUUUGUGAGUACAUUUACAAAUUGAGCAGGGGAUUAAAUAAGGACUUUCCUCAUUGUGUAUCCACCUGUUGGAGGAAGCUGAAGCGUAUUCCAGUCAACUGCUUUUUUCCAAAAGACAUGUCAGAUAUGGGAAUAACUACACUACCAAUGCCAAUAGUUGUCCUUUUUUUUUAAAGUGUAAUUCCUUUUAAAAUCUUUUUAACUGUGGACAAUAAGCAUUGUUGCACAUGUGACCAUUUUUUACUUUGAAAAGAUGCAUUAUGUAAUGUAUAUCCAUCACUCAUUGUGAAGUGUAGCAUGAUGCGGAAUGUUUUUUGUUUUCCCAGGCUUUCGCCUUU
Messenger RNA from Syngnathoides biaculeatus (alligator pipefish), 4135 nucleotides. It is a transcript of the gene trim65, whose product is annotated as tripartite motif containing 65. Gene Ontology annotation, molecular function: protein binding. The coding region runs from base 603 to 2138 and encodes 511 amino acids. The transcript has 8 exons. Lineage: Eukaryota; Metazoa; Chordata; Actinopteri; Syngnathiformes; Syngnathidae. The record is from RefSeq and is a predicted model, not a curated record.